Molecule: messenger RNA, 342 nt
Organism: Staurois parvus
Lineage: Eukaryota; Metazoa; Chordata; Amphibia; Anura; Ranidae
Source: the annotation of a GenBank genome assembly
GUGGGCACAGGUGGGUGGCACUGGUGGGCACAGGUGGGUGGCACUGGUGGGCACAGGUGGGUGGCACUUCUGGGCACAGGUAGGUGGCACUGCAGAGUGGCACAGGUGGGGGCACUGCUGGGCACAGGUGGGGGCACUGCUGGGCACGGGUGGGCGGAGCUAGUGGGCGCACUGCUGGGCGGAACUUGCGGGUGUCACUGCUGGGCACCGAUCAUCAGGGCACUGAUCAUCAGUGCCCUGAUGAUCGGUGCCGAUCCCCGCUCUGACAACUGCCGGUUCUCGGCAGUACUUUCCUCACGAUCUGACAGCGUGAGGAAAGUGCAGCCGAGAACCGGCACUUGC